AUGUUUGUUUGUUUGUUUACAACUACACAAACCUAUUCAACUUACUCUCUUACUCUCACUCUCUCUCUCUCUCUCUGCUCUUCCUAUCAUUACUAUAGUAAAAAGAAUUCAAGGAAUAGAAAUCUAUUAGGAUUGGAUGAUAUAAAUGAUGAUGAUACUCAAGCAGGUGCAUCCUCUUUUAGCUCUGAACAGAUGGUUGAACAAAGAAAUGAUGAUUCAGGGCAGUUACUAAAAGAAAAGGUCGAAACAUUAAAGAGAAUUAGUAUAGAUAUAGAAUCACAAGUUAGAGAAAGUAAUAGUUUAUUGGAUGAUUUGAAUUUAGAUUUAAAUAAUGCAAGAGCACUUUUAUCAAAUACGAUGAAGAAACUAAGUGAUUUGGCACAAACAGCAACAAGUCGUCAUAUGCUUUACUUGGUGGCUUUUGUUGUUUUGGUGGAAAGAAGACGUCAUAUUAGUCCAUCUUCAAAGAUGAACGACCGAUAA
Molecule: messenger RNA, 483 nt
Organism: Cavenderia fasciculata
Lineage: Eukaryota; Evosea; Eumycetozoa; Acytosteliales; Cavenderiaceae
Exons: 4
Coding region: 1-483 (160 amino acids)
Source: RefSeq, a predicted model, not a curated record